GUUGCCAUACUGAGCCCGCCGCCGCUGUUUGCUUCAUCUUCUUGUGCGCCCGCGCGCGUCUUUUUCCCCCCCGCUCUCCCUCCCGCUUGGUGUUCUAACCACCAGACGCCGACCUAGCACAGGAGAAGAGAUGGCGGCGGUAGCGGGUGAAGCCGUAGCGGGAAGAGCGCGAGACGCCCGGAAGCCUGAAGAGACGUCGCGAGGACGCCUUCUCGAGCUGUAACCGUCCUUCUUCCCACCCCCGUCCCGUCAGUUCGCUAGAAAGAUAGAGCUGCCCCCUUCCCCCCGAUCUCCCUUCAACCUGUGAGGGGGCAAAAACGGCCCGCCGGGAAGGUUCCGGCUGUUAUUAUGCCCGGCUCCUCCGUUCGUUUCCAGAGCGCCCCCGCCGCUCGGGGCUGAUGCUGGGAUCCCUUCUGGGUUCCGGACGCCGUUUCUGCCUCCGGGCUGCUCCGCAGACAUGUAUUUCCUCAGCGGGUGGCCGAAGAGGCUGCUGUGCCCCGUGGAGGCUCAGGAGCCUCCGCUCUUUAUUCAUGCGGACCCGCAAAGGACUUUGUUCGCCGUGUUGUCCCCGUCUCAGCUCAGCAUCUGGUACAACAGGCCCAGUGUGUUAAUUGUAAGCUACAAAGAAUCUCCGAAAGCAGCAUUGCAGUUUGGAUGCUAUGAUCAAGCGGAAUGGAGACCUGACAGCACUAUGAUAGCAGUUUCGACUGCAAGUGGAUACAUCCUGUUUUUUAAUCUUCCAUCAGCAAGAGACAAGUAUCUUUAUGAGCCAAUUUAUCCCAAAGGAAGCCCUCAUAUGAAGGGGACACCACAUUAUAAGGAAGAACAGUGUGCUCCAUCAUUAAAUCUAGAGAAGAAGCAAGUGCUAGAUUUGCAAGCAUCUAUAACCAGUUUACAGUCCAUGUUGGAGGAUCUACUUGUUGCUACUGCCGAUGGUCUGCUCCACCUUAUUCACUGGGAUGGCAUGACAAAUGGAAGGAAAGCCAUAAACCUAUGUACAGUACCAUUUUCUGUGGAUCUGCAUUCUUCUAGAGGUUCAUUUUUGGGAUUUGAGGAUGUGCACAUAAGAGAGAUGGAAUACUGUGCUACUCUCGAUGGGUUUGCUGUUGUGUUUAAUGAUGGCAGAGUUGGUUUUAUUACACCAAUGUCAAGUGGAUUCACAGCAGAGCAGCUCCAUGGCAUUUGGGCUCAAGAUAUUUUGGAUGGAAUCUGUGUGGCAGUAAACAACAAAUACAGAUUAAUGGCGUUUGGAUGUGCAAAUGGUUCGGUGCAAGUUUAUACGAUUGAUCAUUCUACUGGCGCCAUGCAGCUAUCUCAUAAACUGGAGCUCACACCUAAACAAUACCCUGAUAUUUGGAACAAAACAGGAGCUGUUAAACUAAUCAGAUGGUCUCCUGAUAGUUGUGUUGUUAUGGUGACCUGGGAAUGUGGAGGCCUUUCAUUAUGGAGUGUAUUUGGUGCCCAGCUUAUCUGUACCCUAGGAGGAGACUUUGCUCAUCGACCUGAUGGUACAAAAAAAGACCCUUUAAAGAUCAACUCUAUGAGUUGGGGAUCAGAAGGUUAUCAUCUGUGGGUAAUUGAUGCAAACAACUCUGGGAAUUCAGUGGCUGAGAGCAAGUGCAAAAAUAAAUCCCAGCAUUUUGGUAUUUUGCAAUUUCAGUUUAUCAAGAGUGCACUCACAGUUAAUCCUUGCAUAAGCAACCAGGAGCAGGUCCUCCUUCAGGGAGAAGAUCGCUUGUACUUGAACUGUGGUGAUGCAGUACAAGCUCAGAAUCCAAGGAGUUCCUCAGCCCACUCUGAACCGAAGCCUCUUAGAGAAAGAAACCAGCUCUCAGAUGGGAGCUUAGAUUCUCAGGGCUUAAGCACUUUAUUAGGGCACAGGCACUGGCAUGUUGUGCAGAUUCACAGUACCUAUUUAGAGAUCAACUGGCCAAUAAGGUUUACAGCCAUUGAUAAGAUGGGGCAGAAUGUAGCUGUAGUUGGCAAGUUUGGUUUUGCACAUUAUUCUUUGCUUUCCAAAAAAUGGAAACUCUUUGGAAACAUUACCCAGGAACAAAAUAUGACUGUGACUGGUGGCUUAGCAUGGUGGAACGAUUUCAUUGUUAUUGCAUGUUAUAACUUAAGUGACCGCCAAGAAGAGCUAAGAGUAUAUUUGCGAACAGCCAAUUUGGACAACGCAUUUGCUCAUAUCACCAAAGUUCAGGCAGAAACAUUAUUGCUCAGUGUCUUUCGGGACAUAAUCAUUUUGUUCAGAGCAGACUGUUCUAUUUGCCUUUAUAGUAUUAAAAGAAAAUCUGAUGGUCCUAACCCUACAACCAGUAUUCAGGUUCUUCAGGAGGUUUCUAUGUCACGUUAUAUUCCUCAUCCAUUCCUUGUUGUGUCUGUUACUUUGACAUCUGUGAGAACAGAGACUGGCAUCAGCUUGAAAAUGCCACAGCAGGCCUGUGAAGCAGAGAGUAUUAUGUUAAACCUAGCAGGACAGUUAAUUAUGGUGCAAAGGGAUCGAUCUGGUCCACAGAUAAGAGAAAAGGACAGUAGUCCCAACCAAAGGAAACUUCUGCCAUUUUGUGCUCCAGUUGUACUUGCCCAGUCAGUUGAAAAUGUUUGGACUACAUCCCGUUCUAACAAACACAAACGUCACUUGCUGGAGGCCCUGUGGCUCAGCUGUGGGGGAUCAGGUAUGAAAGUCUGGCUUCCUUUGUUUCCCAGGGACCACCGCAAACCACAUUCCUUUCUGUCAAGACGGAUCAUGCUGCCUUUCCACAUUAACAUAUACCCCUUGGCCGUUCUGUUCGAAGAUGCCUUGGUUCUUGGUGCUGUCAAUGACACUGUGCUCUACGACUGUUUAUACACUCACAGCAGCGCUAUAGAACAUUUAGAGGUUCUCUUCCCUUUCUGUAUUGUUGAGAGAACAUCUCAGAUCUACCUCCAUCACAUUUUGCGCCAGCUUUUGAUGAGGAACCUAGGCGAGCAAGCCUUGCUUCUGGCUCAGUCCUGUGCCACGUUACCGUAUUUUCCUCAUGUGCUAGAACUGAUGCUUCAUGAAGUGCUGGAAGAAGAAGCUACCUCACGGGAUCCCAUCCCUGACCCUCUACUUCCCACUGUGGCUAAAUUCAUUACAGAGUUCCCCCUCUUCCUGCAGACAGUUGUUCAUUGUGCUAGGAAGACAGAAUAUGCCCUGUGGAAUUACCUCUUUGCUGCUGUUGGAAAUCCAAAAGACUUGUUUGAAGAGUGCUUAAUGGCCCAGGACUUAGACACUGCUGCUUCUUACCUUAUCAUUCUGCAGAACAUGGAAGUUCCAGCAGUUAGUAGGCAGCAUGCAACCUUGCUAUUCAAUACUGCUUUGGAGCAGGGAAAGUGGGAUCUUUGUCGGCACAUGAUCAGAUUCCUAAAAGCCAUUGGCUCUGGUGAAUCGGAGACACCUCCUCCUACGCCAACUACUCAGGAACCGACUUCAAGUGGUGGCUUUGAGUUUUUCAGGCAUCGCAGCAUUAGUUUGUCCCAGUCCGGAGAAGGCCUUCCAGCUGGCAAGUUUAACUUGCAAAAAACCUUAAGCAUGCCAUCUGGUCCAUCUGGAAAAAGGUGGAGUAAGGACAGUGACUGUGCUGAGAACAUGUACAUCGAUAUGAUGCUGUGGCGACACGCUCGACGCCUUCUAGAAGAAAUCCGGCUUAAGGACCUUGGUUGUUUUGCUGCGCAGCUGGGCUUUGAGCUGAUUGGCUGGUUGUGUAAGGAGCGCUCCAGAGCUGCUCGUGUGGAGGACUUUGUCACUGCUUUGAAACAAAUGCACAAAGAUUUUCUCUGGCCCUUUCCAGUUAUUCCAGUUUGCUCCAUCAGUUCACCUCUCAAGAAUGGAAAGUACCGGACAGUUAUAGGUGAACCACUGUUAAAGUCACAGUCUGCUGACAACUUUUUGAACAUGGAAAUGGAGACUGGCAUUCCCAAUAUGCCAAGAAGUCACACCUGGCUUGGUGCCAUCAGUUCUUCCCAAAGAGAGAUGGAUGCUGCAUCAUCCCAUGGUCCUCACAUGCAAGAGGCAUUUCUCUCACCUCUAUUAAACAAAGGUGAUGAAUGCAGUAUUGGUUCAGCAACAGAUCUGACAGAAACCAGUUCUAUAGUGGAUGGCGACUGGACUAUGGUGGAUGAAAACUUCUCCACUCUAAGCUUAACACAGUCAGAGUUGGAACAUAUCUCUUUGGAGCUUGCCAGUAAAGGGCCACACAGAUCACAGGUUCAGCUGCGGUAUUUGCUUCAUAUUUUUAUGGAAGCAGGAUGUCUGGACUGGUGCAUUAUUAUAGGUCUUAUUCUCCGGGAAACUUCAAUAAUCAACCAAGUUUUUAGUCUAAUUCAGUCUUCAGAGGUUGACAGGGAGAUGUUGCAGAAUAUUAAGACAGGGUUACAGGCAGUAGACAGAUGGACUUCUACAGACUGCCCAGGUUAUAAGCCAUUUUUAACCAUCAUCAAGCCACAGCUCCAAAAGCUGAGUGAGCUAGCUGAGGAACAAGUGCAACCAGAAGCCUUUCAGCCUGUGAACCUGUCAAGGGCGACUGAACAAGCCAGUACAAGGACAGAAGACAACCGAAGCUCCGCUAGCCACAGUGCCAGUCCCCAGAGCGACACCAGCAGCAGCGCCACAAUCCGGCACGAGGAGGACAUGAUUGGACUAGAGGAGGAAGAGAAUCCACUCCAGGAAGGCAGUUAUGACUGCACUGUGUCCUAACAGCUUUGAAACUGUUGGUGGAUCAUAUUAAUAAGAGCACAGAUGCAUAAUAAUGCCAUUUAUAAGAUUGCUACUUUUGGAAGAAAGCGAUCAGAACCUUCAGUACUAUUUGUUUUUAAUGUUAAUGUUGGAUUUUUACAUGCAUUUACCAGAGAACUUGCUUAAAACUGUGAAUGUCUCCCAACAAGUAGUCAAGGGUCUUUCACUUAAGAAAUCAUUAUAUGGAGAGUAAUGACAUUGUAGUUUGCAUGCCAAGAUAUAGUUUGAAGAUCUUGUUAUUCAGACUACUCCCCUCUGUUCUUCAGAAAUCUCCUCAUGUUUAGGGUUCUUGAUCAUGCAAAAGGAUAUCUGUAACAGUGCACCAAAUCAUUGUUGGGUUCCUUUGGAAUGCAAGGGAAGGUUCUAAAUGGAUCAUUUCCCCUCGGAAAAUGAGGCAAUACUUAGAGGAAUAUUUAUCAGAUUUUCAACUUGCUGGGUUUUUGGAUCCAAGCUUUUAAAAAUUUAACAUAGAAACUAGUUAGGAUGAAAACUGGUACAUUUUGUCUAGUUUGAUUACCCUGAAGGAAUGAUGGCUGGAUUGAAUAAGGCUCUGUGUUCUCUAGAUUAUGUUGUUUGAUACCACUAAGCCUUUUCUAUUAAAGAAAUGUAAAAUACAUUGUACUUUUGUGAAUACGCCUGUAUAAUAUUUUCAAGGUUGCUGUUUAUGCUUUUGGUUCUUGUACUACAAUGGAGGGCACCUCCCUCCGCAAAUCAUGCAUGUUUGUUACCUUCAACUCCAGGGAAACGAAAAGCGAAGUUGCACUUCCAUCAGGAUGUGGCCCACUUUCAGCAGUUCUUCAUGAGAGUAAUUUCUGUUUCUCAGGCUUUAUUUUGUCAUUGGCCUAUUCAUAUUUUAAACAAAAGGAGUUAAAUUACUGAAGAUUCUUAUUUAUUUCACUUGUAAAUUCUUUUAUCAAAACUAGUUUUUAUGUAAAUACCACCUUACAUUCUACUGCCAUUGAGGCUUCAUAACAACAAUGUACAGUGUAUAUACUUAAACUGCCACCUUGCAAAUAUUUUAUAAUGCAUAUACAUAUAACUAAUUACAAAUGUUUAUUUUAACUUUCAUACAAUGAUGUUAUGAAAAGCUGGCUGCAGCAGUGUCUCACAGUUGCUUUGAGGUACUUAUUUUCUCUCUCUUAUGUCCCUGCUGUGUAAUAUUAAAUACCUGUAACAGUAUUAAAAAUUUAGACAUUGGCUGGUUUGUAUUGUGCAGUUGGGGAAAUACAACACUCCUAAUUUUUAUACAAAAACUAACACUUAUUUUUAUAAUGUGGAUGUUAUGAAUAGUGACAUGGACCAAGAUCACUUAGGCAGGCAUAUGUGCAUCACUGUCAGCAGCCCUGGUAUAGUUGAUCAGUUUGUUCAUGCAGUUCUCUGUAUGAAUUCUGAACAUGCAAGAUGGGGCAAAAUAUUACUGGUUACCAUUUUGUGUAUUUGUCUAGAGGACAAGAUUGUCUUACAGUGGAUAAUGUAACUGGAUACAUUUGCUGUCGCUUACGUAGCUCUUACUGUUGAUAAGACCAUUAGUACUGGUACAUGUGCAAUAACUUUUAAAUAAAAUGACAGAGGGUGGAAAUUACCUAGCAUUCCAUACUUGUUAGUCGACAUGAUGCUUUGUGUUUUACUAUGAGUAUUUUUUUCCUUCCAAAAGAUGCAUUAAAUCAAUUUUAUACUGUG
Molecule: messenger RNA, 6439 nt
Organism: Varanus komodoensis (Komodo dragon)
Lineage: Eukaryota; Metazoa; Chordata; Lepidosauria; Squamata; Varanidae
Gene: RIC1
Product: RIC1 homolog, RAB6A GEF complex partner 1
Exons: 26
Coding region: 458-4720 (1420 amino acids)
Biological process (GO): retrograde transport, endosome to Golgi; intracellular protein transport
Cellular component (GO): Golgi membrane; cytosol; Ric1-Rgp1 guanyl-nucleotide exchange factor complex
Molecular function (GO): protein binding
Source: RefSeq, a predicted model, not a curated record